UCAUAAAAGUAUAAUAAUAGUGGGUCGGGGGUGCCGCUGCCGCAACGAGCGGUGACCUAGCGAGCGCGCGCCGCCGCGCCAGCGGCAGUCUUCACCCGAGCCUUCUAAUGACCUCAAGCGUACACUGUUGCGCUAAACACAAUUACUAAAUCCCUAGUCACAACUAACCCCUCAAAUUAUUUAAUUAACCUUAUAAAAACGCGUGUACGACGGACAGGCGCACUUUGAGCGGCCGGCGGGCGGGUCGCGAAAAUGGACCUUAACGCGAUAGAUAUAACAUCUAUUCGCAAUUAGCUGCAGUCGGAUGCGUGUCGGCGCAAAGGCCUUGACAGGUAAACAAAAUGUUCAAUGGAAUGUAAAAAACAUUCAAUAAUGAAACUAUGAAAAAGAUUUUAUGCUUCAAGACGAAGAAAAAUGAUCGUGAUAUUUUGCAAAUUAUUUCAUUACUGUUGGUUCUACCCUCCGUUUCGCGAGGGCAGAAUACCAUGGCGUGCCCCGACUUAAUGAGGGGUAACAAAUGCUCGUGCUAUACCUUUGAGGACGGUGUAUUUCUCGACUGCCAAGACACCGUUUUGAAAGAUGUUAAAAAUGCAUUGAAACUUAUGUCGCACAUCCACUCCCUGUCGAUUUACGAUCUCGAUGACAACGAAGAGAGUUUAGGGGCUCACUUUAUACCUCAAGGAGUGUGCAUUAAACACAUACACAUAUCGAGGACUAGCAUUAGAGAUAUCGGUGACGACACAUUCAUGCCGCUGAGGAAGUGCCUUGAAACGCUAAGCAUCGUGUCGAGCAAGCUAAAGUUCAUGCCACAAAAAGUUUUCUCUGGCCUCCUAAAGCUCAUAUCCGUGGACCUAACUUUUAAUUAUAUCGAAGAUAUACCCAGCUAUAGCUUUUACGGUCUUCCGCUAAUGAAAUUGAAUAUGAAAGGAAAUAUGAUACGUGAUAUAUCGGAAUCAGCCUUUUCUAGUUUAGAACUUUCUCUCUCGGAAAUUGAUUUGAGCGAAAACAACCUCACAACAUUCCCAAUAGCGUCGGUGGCGAAGUUGAGACAUCUGCGCUCUUUAAGGCUAGCUUGGAAUGAAAUGUCUUUUUUCCCCGUCGUUGAGGAUUCGGAUUUAAUCUCGCUGGAGUUUCUAGACUUGAAUUCUAAUAAUUUUGAAUUUAUUUCGGAAGACUGUCUCAAAUUUAGUCCGUCCCUCAAAAUAUUGUCUUUUCAUUUUAAUUUUAUUCAUAGUAUACAUUACCGAGCCUUUCAGUCCUUAGUUAAUUUAGAGUCGAUUGAUUUGAGCCAUAAUAGAUUAAAAUUUUUGUCCCCCGAUCUUUUUGAGAAUAAUAAAAAACUUCGCUUUAUAGAACUGAGCUAUAACCAUUUACACCACAUCCAUGGUCUAUUUUGCAACUUGUUAUCUCUUAGUGAGGUUGUCUUGAGUCAUAAUAAUAUUCUAGAUGUGCCAAUAGAUUCUUUUCUGAAUUCAACUAAUAUAAGUAUAAUACAUUUAGAUGACAAUUGCAUAAGCAAUAUUCAUAGUGAGAGUUUUAGUAAUUUACUUAAUCUUGCUAAGCUACAAUUAGAAUUUAACUAUUUGAAUAAAGUGCCACAUGAUAUUUUUAGGAAUAAUAAGAAUAUAGUGAAAUUAAGAUUAGACAAUAACAAAUUUCUCAAUAUAGAUAACAGCACAUUAGGGUCCUUAGCAAGUCUGAAUGAAAUCAGACUGAACAAUAAUAAGCUUACAACGAUUACAAAAUACCAAUUUGUAGAAUCCUUAAUGGUUGAAGAAAUUCAUUUGGAUCAUAAUGAAAUAAACUUUAUCGAACCGGGAACAUUUAUUCAUAUGAGUAGAUUAAAAUACCUUAGCCUCAAUAAUAAUUACUUGAUAGACUUAAAUGAUAUUCUGCCUAAAAUAAAUUCAAAUCUACUAAAAUUAUACUUAGAUUAUAACUCUCUUCCUGGAAUCAAUAAUUUUAUGUUUCAUUCUCAAAAGAAGCUAAACAAGUUACAUUUAAAACACAACCAUAUAAAGUUUUUGAGAAGAAAUACCUUACAAAAUUUGACUUAUCUUACACACAUUGACUUAGGGAACAAUGAACUUUCCUUUAUAGAAGACUACUCAUUCCAAUAUUUGAAUUCAACGCGAAAACUAGAUUUAAAACAUAAUCUAUUAAGGAACAUAACAAACUUUACGUUUUUCGGUUUGACUGAGUUAGAAGAUUUAGAUCUUUCAAAUAAUAAAAUUUCAUCGGUCUUCGACAUGGCCUUUCAUGCAUUGAAAAAGUUGAGAAGCCUCAACUUGUCGUUCAAUUCCAUAAGAAUGUUGCAUAAAAAUAUGUUUCAGCAGGGUCUACCUUUAAGCUCGCUAUACUUAGACAGCUGUGAAAUACAGUUAAUAGAAAACGAAACUUUCCAGGGUUUGAAUAACCUCAAGACUCUAUCUCUUAAAAAUAAUUCAUUAAAAUCAGGAGACUUGCUUUCCAUUGAAGUUCCAGGGUUAAAAUAUCUGUCGCUCUCUUUCAAUGUUCUAGACUUUUUACCACUAGAAUCAUUUUCCCUCCUGCCACUUUUAGAAGUCUUGUUAUUGGAGCAUUGUAAUAUUGAGCAUAUUUUUCAGGGUACUUUUAAAUACAAUAAAAAACUUUCAAGGUUGAAUCUAGCUCAAAACAUUAUCAGUACAAUACCGUCAACACUCUUUGAAUUGCAUAACACAGUUUCAGACUUAAAUAUUAGUAAUAAUUUCUUAGAUUCGGUUCCGUACAAUACAAUCCAUAAUUUAACGAAUCUUGAAAAUUUAGACAUUUCAGAUAAUCUUUUGCCAAAGGUCGAAAUAAGCGGAUUCGAAAAGUUAACUAAUCUUAAAUAUUUGAUUUUGAGAAAGAAUGAAAUUAAAUCUGUUACAGCGAAAAAGAGGGUUACAUUCAAUGACUUGGUAUCUUUAGAUUUUAGUAGUAAUAAACUAGAGCACUUGCCUCUUAUUAUGUUCGAGCUGUUUCCGAAUUUGCAGAAUGUUAACAUUUCCGGUAACAACAUAGUAAAGUUCGAUUUUCUGUCAUCCUUUAAGAAGUCCGGCAUAGCACUGAUAAACAUUGAUCUUAGCAAUAACCCCGCCGUUUCUUGGACCGCUUCCAAUAAAUCUGAUAACAAUGCCUUAAUAGCCAAUGUAUAUGAAUUACACAUAAGCGCGACUAACAUUUCAAAUAUAGAUGAUAUUAAAUUUGAUAGAUUUAGCAGCUUACAACAUCUUUACUUGAAUUACAAUAAAAUUAGACGUUUAACAGUGAGUCCGUUUUCAAAAUUAUCUUACUUAGAAACUUUGGAUAUGAGUUUUAAUAAAAUUUCUCAAAUAAAAAGUAGUCAUUUUCGUGGUUUACUAAAAUUGCGAUCGAUAUGCUUGUCCAACAAUAACAUCGAGUCAAUAGAAUCUUUCUCCGAAGAUUUAGGGAAUCUGAAGCUUUUAGAUUUAUCUCACAAUAAACUACAAAAUAUACUGAAUGAGGAUUUAGUUCACUUGAAAGAACUUACUGUAUUGUUCUUAGGCUACAAUAAUAUAAAAUAUGUUUCGGCGACAGCUUUUAGGAAUUUGAAUAAAAUUGUACAGAUAGAUUUCUCUCAUAACAAACUUCAAAUGCUUUCUUUGGAAUUGUUGGUAUCGGUAGAAAAUCACGUGCAAGAUAUUGAUAUACAAGAUAACCAUUUAAUAUGCAACUGCGAACGGGACAAUACAUGGGUUUGGAUACAAGAUCACCCUAAAAUAAUAAAAUCUAAAGCAGUAACGUGUAUUCAUAACGAAUAUCCCAAGGAAAAAUGUGACGUCCCAAUAAUAUCGCAGCUCUCUGUCGACAAACAUAAAGAUAACUCCGUAUCCGUCUCGUGGUUUAUCAGAAAUCGUACGGCCAUAAAAGCACUACAAAUAAUUUAUUACAGCGAAGAUAUUCAAUCUGAUGUAAAAUCGAAGUACUUAGAGAAAACUGAAGUGUCCUUUCACAUACCGGAUCUUGCACCAAAUGUAAACUAUGUAGUGUGCGUUAUCACGCUACACGAUGAGCCUCCCCUUCUCGAUUUCGAAAUUAAAUCUGAGUUAAAUGGGACUACAAAUGUGGACACGAACCUCACCGCCAGACUGACACAGGACGUCGCCGAGGCUAUACUCAUGCGAUCGCCUUCCAGCGAGUGCCUAUCCUUCAACACUUUCAGAAAACCAGUAUCAAUAAAAACGAGACAUCGCAAAGUAUUUGACAUUACCUUAAUUCUUAAUCGCCGAAUGGGUUUAAUCGUAGGCUGUUCACUAGGCUGCAUUGUAUUCUUUAUAAUGGUCUCCAUUCUUUUAUACACGAAAAUUAAAGAAAGGAAACGUAUUGCAAAAUCCGACCCUAAUUGGUCUGAAAUGAAUGACUUUCAUUCAAUUCACAGCAAGGAAGAUAUUAUUCAAGAUUCAACUACAGCUUCUACUGAUAAUAUUUUAUUAGGAAUGGGAAAAAAUAAGAAAUAAAUACUAGACCACCUUUUAAUUCUAUUCCCGAAUAGUAUGAUAGUAAAUAGUUAUUUAGAUUUAUAGAUCAGAUAUUAUACAAUUUGUAACUAUAAAGAGGAUCAAUCAAUUCUAAAUUUAAUUAUAUUCUAUCAGUAGUUGCUUAGAAAGUGCUACAUUCUACUUAUAAUAUAGAUUACCUUAUUUCAUAGUAUUUAAUAGGUACCAAUAGAUAGAUAGGUAGUUGAUUAUACAAUUAUUUUAGUUACUAGAGUAGGCACUUUUGUCGUUGGCAGUUGAACUUUAUUUGUAUAAAUUAUUUGUUGACAUAUAAUGUUUAAUAGACUGUUACUCUAGUCACAAUUAAAUGCAAAAAUACCUA
This is a messenger RNA of Cydia fagiglandana, 4842 nucleotides long. Its product is annotated as slit homolog 1 protein-like. Lineage: Eukaryota; Metazoa; Arthropoda; Insecta; Lepidoptera; Tortricidae. The transcript is spliced from 5 exons. Gene Ontology annotation, molecular function: protein binding. The record is from RefSeq and is a predicted model, not a curated record. Bases 381 to 4481 code for a protein of 1366 amino acids.